Mobula hypostoma (lesser devil ray) is the source of this 6378-nucleotide messenger RNA. RefSeq names its product receptor accessory protein 3b (gene reep3b). The transcript is spliced from 8 exons. Gene Ontology annotation, molecular function: microtubule binding. Lineage: Eukaryota; Metazoa; Chordata; Chondrichthyes; Myliobatiformes; Myliobatidae. Gene Ontology annotation, cellular component: cytoplasmic microtubule; endoplasmic reticulum membrane. The record is from RefSeq and is a predicted model, not a curated record. Bases 164 to 943 code for a protein of 259 amino acids.
CGUUGCCGGGUGGUUGAGGAGCGGUUGGCACUUCGGCAGAGAAGGAAGUUUCGGGGAUAAAGCGUGUGGAAGAGUGGGGCCGACGGUGCCUGGUGGGACGGCACAACUUUCGCUGCGUUUAAUCGCGCCCGAGCUUCGACUGGCGACGUGGCCCAAGAAAACGAUGGUGUCGUGGAUCAUCUCGAGGACUGUGGUUCUUGUGUUUGGAACCUUGUAUCCUGCUUAUUAUUCGUACAAAGCUGUGAAAACCAAAAAUGUGAAGGAAUAUGUUCGGUGGAUGAUGUACUGGAUUGUUUUUGCCCUUUACACGGUACUUGAAACGUUUGCGGAUCUCACUAUUGCAUGGUUUCCGCUGUACUAUGAACUUAAAGUCGCAUUUGUUAUCUGGUUGCUGUCUCCAUACACUCGAGGUGCAGGUGUACUUUACAGAAAGUUUCUACAUCCUCUUCUGUCCUCCCGUGAGCACGAGAUUGAUGACUAUAUUAGCCAAGCCAAAGAUCGAAGCUAUGAUACCAUGGUGAGAUUUGGAAAACAAGGUUUAAACUUCGCUGCAACUGCUGCUGUAUCUGCUGCAGUAAAGAGUCAAGGUGCAAUCACUGAGAAGCUACGGAGUUUAAGUAUGCAUGACUUAACAACCAUACAAGGUGAUGAGCCAGUAGGACAUCGCUCCUUAACUGGUGAUGCAGAUACCAGAAAGAAGAUGAAACAGUUGCCUAAAGAGGACUUUGCCAGGCAUUUUGAUUACGACGAUGUGGAUAGUGAGGAUCGAUCAGAGGUUGACCAAAACAGUGCUCAUUCUGAUGAUGAGGUGGUCACACAAAAGCACCUUCAACGAUCACAGAGCCUUAAAGUGAAACGGAAAGGCCACCGUAAAGAGGUUCGGUAUGGAUCCCUGAAAUUGAGAUCUAAGAAGCGGCCUCAGUGUAGUUAUAUUCCAGGAUAAAAUGCUUUGGAUAUUCUUUUUGAUCUUAACUUGGCAAUAUACAGUAUCACUUGUCAAUAUUUUUCUAAUUUUCAGAAAGCUGAGAUUUUGCUGUUUCCGAUGUAUAUGACUUUGUUGUUUGACUCAUCCUGCUGAGUUGGCCCAGUGACAGAGGACUGCAUUUAUUGUUGCAGUCCCAUGAUGAUUGGGCUUGAAACUGAAAUCCAAUAUUGACUGGGAAUUUUAAAUCAUUGACUGGAGGAGUAAUCGUCUACAGACAUAUUCUUACAAACCAGAAGAAGGGUUAAGAAAUAGUCUUGAGGAGAAGAUUUGAUGAACUUGAAUUCUGAAUUACGGAGAAGCUCAUGGAAACACUGAAUUUGAGCUGUGAUUUUUAAAGAAACAAGUAUUAAUUUUUCACAGAAUAAUGCACUUUCUUGCACUCAACACUAAGGACCACAUUUCAGUCAUGAUUUUGUAACUCUGGGCUUGUAUGUAAAACCAUCUAUAAGUGUCUUUCAGGUAGAAUUCUUCAGACAAAAUACUUAGAUUUUAAACAUUAAUUGCAUGUUUUUAUAAAUUUUGUAUAGGUUUAAUGGGUGCCUUUAUUUUAUAUCUGUCGGUGUAAGCUGAGUGAUUUUUUCCCCCAACUUUUUACCUUUUUAAAUGUGGAAUAUACCAAGCACGAUUCAGUAGCAAGUACUUGGUUUAAUUGACUUGUGAAUUCAAGAUGUUUGUGUUCUUGGAUUCAAAUAUUCAGGUAAAUGUUGGUGUGUGACUUUACCUGGUUGUCAGAUUUUAACAACAGACAUUCUUAACUGUAGUUUGAAUAUGUAGAUCGCAGCAGAGCUGCAAAAGUGUACAGGUUGGUGCAGGACUUUAAACUUUUAUUGUAAUAAAUUUUUUCUGACUGUUACAUUUAAAACAUUUUAAAUGGUCUAAAUUCAGACAAUAUCUACCCGGUGGUUGGGAAUGCAAUGUAAAGCAGUAUUCAUUGUUAUGAAUUUUGUGUGUACAUACAGUGAAAUGCAUCAUUUGCAUUAACAAUCAACACACCCAAGGAUUGAUCUUAUAGAGUUCUCAUGAAGCAUCUUUAACUUGAAGUAUUUACUCUUUCUCUUUCCAAAGAUGCUAUGUGAUCUGAGUAUUUCUGACAAUUUCCAGCAUGUACAUUAAAAAAAAUCUGUUGUUGCACAUCCGUAUAUAGUUUGAAAAGUCUAGAUAGAGUGGAUGUUUCCAAUAGUGGGAGAGUGUUGGACCAGAGGGCGCAGCCUCAGAAUAGAAGGACGUCCCUUUAGACGAGAGGAGGAAUAUCUUUAGCCUGAAGGUGGUGAAUGUCUGGAAUUCAUUGCCACUGAUGGCUGUGGAGGUAACGUCAUUGAGUAGAUUUAAAAUGGAGGUUGAUAGGUUCCUUGUUAGUCAGGGCAUGAAAAGUUACAGAGAGAAGGCAGAAUGGGAUUGAGAGGAAAAUGGAUCAGCCAUGAUGGAAUGGCAGAGUAGGCUCAAUGUGCUGAAUGGCCUAAUUCUACUCGUGUUUUAUGGUCCAAUGCAGAAGCAUUCUACUUGCUAUUAAUGUCAUCUGGCUGGCCUAUAGGAUGCUGAUGCUAUUUUUAAAGGAUAUUCCCUUCCCUCUCCCACCCCAACAGAACAUUUCUUGUUCUUGUUACUGUCAUAUCUCCACAGAUGACACACUUAAUCAAGCUCACUUGCUCCCAUUUCAUAACCAAUGAAUGGGGUUCAGCGAAACUAUCUUAAUGGCAAAGUAUCCUAGUUGCUUUUGUUUCCUUUUCCUUGAUGCAACUGGUGAAACAGCAAAAGCAAACUAGAGUAAAACUCCAAUAAUCCACUGACUUUGUUUUGAAAUACUGAUUGUUCUGCAUUAUACUAGAAAUUUGAGAGUGUCGGGGGCAGAACUGAGUAUAGUUGCUAUGUGCUGAAAAGUAUGUGCUUGGGAAGCUGAAAGGUCUGAGGAUAGACCUGGACUAGAUGGAUUAUACCCCAGGGUUCUGAAAGGGGUAGCUGAAGAGAUUGUGAAGAAUUUAGGAGUGAUCUUUCAAGAGUCACUAGAUUUUGGAUUUUUUGAACACUGGAAAAUUGCAAAUGUCAUUACACUCUUCAAGAAGGGAGGGAGGCAGAAGAAAGGAAGUUGUAGGCAGUUUGUCCGACCCCAGUGGUUGGGAAGGUGUUGGAGUCUAUUGUUACGGACGUGGUUUAGGGUACUUUGAGAUGCUUGAUAACAUAGGCCAAAGCCAGCAUGGUUUCCUCAAAGGGAAAUCUUGCGUGACAAAUAUGUUGGAAUUAUUUGAGGAAACCACAGACAGGAUAGACAAAGGAGAAUCAGUGGAUUCAGAAGGCCUUUGACAAGGUACCACACAUUGAAGUUGUUUAACAAGCUGAGAGACCCUGGUAUUACAGGAAAGAUACAAGCAUGGUUAGAGCAUUGGCUGAUUGGAAAAGAGUGGAAAUAAAGGGAGCCUUUUCUGGCUGGCUGCUGGUGACUAGUGGUUCUCAACAGAGGUCUGUGUUGAGACCAGUUCUUUUCAUAUUUAUAUAUCAAUGAUUUGGAUGACAGGAUUGAUGGCUUUGUGGACAAGUUUGUGGAUGAUACGAAGACAAGUGGAGGGGCAGGUACUGUUGAGGAAGCAGGGAGUCUUCAGAAGGACUUAAGGCACAGUUGGAGAAUGGGCAAAGUGGCAGAUGGAAUAGAAUGUAGGAAAGUACAUGGUCAUGCACCUUGGUAGAAGGAAUAAAGGCGUAGACUAUGUUCUAAGUAUGGAGAAAAUUCCAAUGUAUGAAGUGCAAAGGGACUUGGGAGUUCUUUUGCAGGAUUUCUUAAAAGUUAACUUGCAGGUUGAGAUGGUGGUGAGGAAGGCAAAUGCAACGUUAGCAUUCAUUUCGAGAGGUUGAGAAUAUAAACACAAGGAUAUAAUGCUGAGGUUUUAUAAGGCAUUGGUUAGACUGCAGAGUAUUGUAAGCAGUUUUGACCCCCUUAUCUAAGAGAAGGUGUCCUAGCAUUGGAGAGGUUUCAGAGGAGGCUCACGAGAGUAAUUCGGGAAUGAAAGGAGUAAUGUAUGAGGAGCUUUUGGAGGCUCUGGGCCUGUAUUUGUUGGAAAAUGAGGGGGUGUUAGUGAAACCCAUUGAAAGGCCUAGAUAGUAUAUAUGAAAGGAUAUUUCCGAUAUUGAAGGAGUUUAGGACCAGAGGGCACAACCUCAGAAUAGAGGGACAUCCAUGCAGAAUCGAGAUGAGUUUCUUGAGCCUGAGGGUGGUGAAAUCUGUGGAAUUCCUUGUGGAGGCCAAGUCAUUGGCUAUAGUUAAAUGGAGGUUGAUAGGUUAGCAAUUUAAUAUAGGUGUCAAAUGUUAUGCAGAAGACAGGAGAAUGGGGUUAAAGGAGAUACUAAAUCAGCCAUGAUGGAAUGGCAGAGCAGAUUCAAUAAGCUGAAUGGCCUCAUUUUGCUCCUCUAUUAUGGUUCACAAAGUGAUGUUCUCUGCACUUCCUCACCAGAUGACUGGUUCCUGUAUAGCUCAGAAACUAACUAGACUCACUAGAGAGAUUUAUUAUAGGUUAAAAAAUAAUAUGUGGGGCUAUACGUAGAAUAUAAUCAAGUGGACUGGAAAGUAUGAGGUUGUCAUUCUUUUACUCUAUAACCAAAAUGAAGUUGUCAUUGACGUAGGAUGUCUUUUCAAUGUACCAGAGCUAGAAUCUGAUCUCCUGCCCAUCCACUUCCCUGAUUAGAGUGGGUGUUAUAAUUCAAUAUCUACUGAGAUUCUUUGGCUGAUUUGUUUUUGUUUUGGGAAAACUUGAUCUCCAAUUGGAGACAUCCUGAAAAUAUAUAUUACUUGUCUAUGAAAUGUGGGCUUAGCUUUGAUACCAGCCUUAAAUAGAAGCAGUUGUAGGCCAAGCACAUUAGUGAAUCUGUGGUGACAUUGGCCAGACUAAGUAUGAAUGGAAAACUUUCUGAAAUCAAAUGGGUCGCUGAGAUUGGCCUUUUUAUCUUCUCCAUAUCUGCUAGAUAGUGAGCUAGGGCUUUUCCCUUUGGAGCAAAGGAGGAUAAGAGGUGACUUGAUAGAGGUCUACAUGAGGUUAAGAGGCAUAGAUCUAGUCAAUUGCCAGAGACAUUUUCCCAGGGAAGAAAUGGCUAAUACCAGGAGGCAUAAUUUUAAGGUGGUUGAAGCAAAGUUUAGAGGGGAUGUCAGAGUAAGUGUUUUACACGGUGCUGAAUGCAUGGAACAUCCUAUCAUGGAGGGUGGUAGAGGCAGAUAGUAUAGGGAUAUUUAAGGGACUUGCCUGGAUAAAAGUAAAAUGUGGGUUAGAUUCUUCUUAGAGAAGGUUGAAAGGCUGGCACAAUAUCGUAGGGUGAAGGGUCUGCAUUGUCCUGUAGUAUUACAUGUUCCUCAUAUACUUAUUGACUAAAUUCAGCAGCCAUGUUAACAUUCACAUUGGUGAUUAGUGGCCAAAGGUUCUUGUUGCUGGUUUGGUAAUUAACCACUACACUGCUGUAAGCCUUUGCCUUAGGAAAUAAAAGAUAUGAAAAUCAGCAAGAAACCUGGUUUCUGAACAUUUUUCAACAUAUGACGAUGUUAAAUCUUUACGGUUUUUGAGAUGGCUGAGGGUACCACUCGCUGUAUCAUGGCCUGCACAUUGCAAUUUACCUGAAUGCUUUCUAACACACAAGUUAAUAAGUAAGGCCAUGUAAUAGAACUUGUGCCACUGCCAUCCCACUGUGUUUUUGGAUCUUCCUUUAGCUCGAGGAACACAAGAUCUCAACAGCAAUCAACAUAAGAUGCCUGAUGAUACAAACCCUGGGAGAUUCCACACUCCCAGUGGUGUGCUGGUUGGGUCAGUGAUUGGUAAGCAACCUUUCCACCUGAAAAGCUUAUGUGUUGGUAGUUGCGACAUUAGUUGCCAGUCAGCAGGUGAGACAACUUGGGUCUAUUGUUCAGAACACUUGGAUUUAUCAGAGGUGGUUCCUUGCUCACCAGCUGGUUUUCUCCACAUUGUCAACCACUGGGACAGCUGGCAGUGCAUGUUUUUCUUUAUCUCUGUUGGCUUUCUCCUGCUAGUAAUUAGUACACUUUAGCAAUGGAGAAUAUGCACAAAGUCAAUACUGAGAUUUGGACUCUUUCACUCUGGGAAGUUCUACAAAAGAAUACAGGAGCAACAGCAAAUAGCAAUAUUGCUCCUUGAGUUUGCCAAGAUUACAGAAGAUUGUGGUAGGACUCUUCUUUCUCCUGAUCCAUGCACCCCACUAAUACCUGGUUAUGUCACUUUAUGUUUGUAUAUAGGCAUAAAAUAGUUGGUAGACUCUUCCCUGAAACUCCUCACCAUGAAUCUCUUGUUUUGGGUGGGCAAGAUGUCAAAGCCACAUACUAUUUUGCCCUUCUGUUUUUGUUGGGCUUGGCUAAUUAUGCUGUCAAUCGAAACUACUCUUCUGUGGUUCUGCCCUCUAGUAGACAU